AUGGAAGCAGGAAAGUGUAGAUCUCUGGCAGAUUUGGAGAGGAAUAGGUCCCCAGAAGCUCCGGCGCGCUCGGUGAACUUGCUGGAGAAAAAUGGAAGCUGUUUGACUCUGGCUCCUACAGAUGAGUGUGGCCUUUCAAAUUUUAAGUUUUUCUUCAAAAAAAGGAAAAAAAGAUCCCUUUUGGUUUUGGAAAAUGAAGAAGGCAGUGACUUUGCAGGUGAGCGAAGGGGAGCAGGGAACAAGAGCCAAGGAGAAAACCUCGCCAGGGUAUCUCCGUUUGUCAUAUACUUCACAGUAACAUCAAAAGUUACAUUCAUCAAGGCUCAUCAAUGGACUCCCAAAUGUGAGCUGAACAAGGAUGACACCCAUGAACAUGACAAACUUUAUGAGGAAAGCACACUUUACAGGGAACAGCUCAAAAGGCCUCAACCCUACACAGAGAACUACAGACAACGGAGAAAUGCUGUGAGGAGUCCUUUCCUAGAGAAGAGCACGGAUACCCAGGGAAGGCAGGGCAACUACUUUUUUAGGAUCAUCCAACUUUUGGAUGAUUACCCAAAAUGCUUCAUUGUAGGGGCAGACAAUGUGGGCUUCAAGCCGAUGAAUCAGAUCCACACGUCCCUCCGUGGGAAGGCCGUGGUGCUGAUGGGCAAGAACACCAUGAUGCGAAAGGCCAUCAGGGGCCACCUGGAAAACAACCCAGCUCUGGAGAAACUGCCGCCUCACGUCCUGGUGAAAGUGGGCUUUGUGCUCACCAAGGAGGACCUCACUGAGAUUAGGGACAUGCUGCUGCUGGUCAAUACAGUGCCGGCUGCUGCUCGAGCUGGUGCCAUCGCCCCGUGUGAGGUCACUGUGCGCACCUUGUUCUUCCAGGCUUUGGACAUUACUUCUAAAACAUCCAGAGGAACCACUGACAUUCUGAGUGAUGUGCAGCUGAUAGAAACUGGAGACAAAGUGGGAGCCAGCAAGGCCACGCUGAUGAACAUGCUGAACAUUUCCCCUUCUCCUCAGGGUCUGACCAUCCAACAAGUGUUUGACGACAUCAACGAGCAGACUCUGCACUCCUGUUUUCGAGAGGACGUCUGGAAUGUUGCCAGUGUUUGUCUGCACAUUGGUUACUCGACUGUUGCCUCCGUGCCACACUCUAUCAUUAAUGGAUACAAGCGGGUCCUGGCCUUGUCUGUGGAGACUGACUUCACCUCCCCACUUGCUGAAAGGGUCAAGGCCUUCUUGGCUGAUCCACCUGCAUUUUUGGCUGCUAACCCUGUGGCUGUGGCCACCACUGCUGGUCCUGCUGCCCCAGCCCCAGCAGAGGCUGAAGCUAAGAAAGAGGAACCAGAGGAGGAUAUGGGAGUUGGUCUCUUUAACUAA
Psammomys obesus (fat sand rat) is the source of this 1371-nucleotide messenger RNA. Its product is annotated as 60S acidic ribosomal protein P0-like. Gene Ontology annotation, cellular component: cytosolic large ribosomal subunit. Gene Ontology annotation, biological process: ribosomal large subunit assembly; cytoplasmic translation. Gene Ontology annotation, molecular function: structural constituent of ribosome; large ribosomal subunit rRNA binding. The record is from RefSeq and is a predicted model, not a curated record. Lineage: Eukaryota; Metazoa; Chordata; Mammalia; Rodentia; Muridae.